GACUUUUUAAAGUCUUGCUCCAGUGUGAAGUCUUCCUCUCUUGUUUAUCAUCCAGUACUCUUUAUCAUUUAGGCGAACUUUCCAGGAAUUUGCAACUGACUUUCCGGUAUUUUCACAAUUUCACCUCAGUGCCUUUAAAUUCUAUUCUAUUCUAUUCAAAACUCGCAUAUCCCCAAAAAAAACUCAAAUGUGUUUCGUUAAUAGUUAAUGAAUCCGGUUAAGAUGAAUCAGAAUCUCAAACUCAUACGUUAAAGAAUCUGAAUCUCAUUUGGAAGUUAAGUCAUUCCUUAUCGCUCAUUCUCAUGCUCUUCAUUCCCACGGCCCCAAAAUGUCUUUCCUAACUGAUGCAGCACUGGGAAGUGGCAUAAGUGAACUGCUCAAAGUCGUUAUAUUCGUUGCAAAACGAACCUUAGCCUUCAAAUCCAAUCUCGAAACACUAAAGAAAACACUUCACUCAGUUGAGCCCAUUUUCGAUGAAAUCAGAAACCUUCACAGAAUAUUAGAACGUCCAGAAGAAGAGACCCAAAUUUUCAUUAAGCAAUUAAAAAGUGGCGUGGAGCUCGUAGAGGAGUGUAGCACAAUCCCUUCCUGGAAACCCUGGAAAACUUUUUUUCACUCCAAGAAAUUGGCUGACUUGGAUAAGGCCAUAGUGAAGUUUUUUAAUAUACAAGUGCAGGGGUUGACGGCUGUUAAUAGUAUGAGGGCUGUGAUUGGUGUUUGAUCAAAAUAAUGAGAGGUUGGAUUUGAUUCUAAGGUGUUUGAAUAUUGGUGAAUAUUCGAGUUUUGGUGCUGUCCCGGGUGUUCCCAGUGGGGUGGUGGGGUUUGAUCACCCGUUGAAGGAAUUGAAGGAGAUGUUGCUCAAGGACGAGGUGAGAAUUAAGGUGGUUUCAGCUCCUGGAGGAUGCGGAAAGACGACUCUGGCUAAAAUGCUCUCUAAUGAUCCUGAUAUUCAAAGAAUAUUUAAGAAAAACAUACUGUUUUUGACCAUCUCAAAAUCAGGCGACAUCUGUGACAUUGUUAAGAAAAUGUUACAACCAAGACUGCCCAGCAGUCAUCUGCCAGACAUCCAAACUGAUGAUGCAGCAAUCGACCUCCUGGAAUGGUGGCUGAAGAGUAUAAGUCCAAGUCCUGUACUGUUGGUGUUGGAUGAUGUGUGGCCCAAUUGGGCUACCGUUGUUGACAACUUAUCAAGCCUGAACUUACCACAUUAUAAGAUCCUAGUUACAUCGAGAUAUUCUUUUCCAAGAUUCGAACCUGUAUACAAUUUGAAGAUUUUGAAUGAUCAAGAUGCCAUGACUCUUUUCUGCCAGUUUGCACUCCCAAAUGACGGAAGUUCCACAAUUCCUGACGAUCUUGUGGAAAAGACUGUGAAAGGUUGUAAAGGAUUUCCACUAGCCCUUAAAGUGGUUGGGCGAUCACUUUAUGGGCAAAAGGAGGUGAAAUGGAGACGUGAACAAAAGAAAUGGUCUGAAGGUAAAUCUAUUAUAGAUACCAGCACAGAAUUGUUUGAUUGUCUCCAACCCAGUUUAGAUGCCCUGGAAGAAAUGAAGGAGAGUUCAUUAAAAGACUGCUGCCUGGACCUCGGAUCAUUUCCUGAGGAUCAAAGGGUUCCAGCCACCACUCUUAUGGAUAUAUGGGCAGAACUAUACAAUCUGGAUGAUAUGGAUACCUACUAUAAUCUUCUUGAACUAGCAUUCAGAAAUCUUGUCAAUCUUUUCUGCACAAGACAAACAGAAAAUGAGGUUGAGGACUUCUGUAAUGAAAGGUCUGUCAUGCAGCAUGAUCUGCUUAGAGAUCUGACAAUCCACCAGAGCAACAUAAAACCGAUAGAACAUACAGAAAGGUUAUUUAUAGAGAUGACUGGGAAUAAAUUUCCAAAGUGGUGGAGUGAAGAAAUGAACCAGCCAAUCCAUGCACGGCUCUUAUCAAUUUCAACAGAUAAAAAUUUCUCUGGAAGCUGGUUUCCCUUGACACUCCCUGCAGUCAAGGUUGUAAUACUAAACUGCUCUUCAGCUAUGUACACCAUACCAGAGUUUAUUGAGAGAACAAAUCAGCUGAAGGUUCUGAUUAUCACAAAUUAUGGCUCUUCCUUCUCUAAGCUAUCCAACUUUCAUCUUCUUGGAAAUUUACCCAUUUUGAGGCGAAUGAGAAUGGAACGAGUUUCUUUAUCUUUCCUCAACACAUCCUUACUCAAGCCGGUGAACUUGCAGAAGAUAUCUUUUACUAUGUGUGAGAUUGGGACUGCCUUUGAGAAUACUAAUAUCGACUUAUCUCAUGUCUUCCCUAAUCUUGAGGAGAUUGAGAUCGACUGUUGUGAUGACUUGCAGAACUUGCAUGUUGGCUUGUGUGAUAUUGUCAGUCUUAAAAAGGUAAGCAUCACUACCUGUAAUGAGCUAUCUGCACUUCCAGAGGAGAUUGGGAAGCUCAGAAACCUUGAAUAUUUAAUGCUCAAUUCUUGUACCAAGCUGUCAGAGCUGCCAGAGUCCAUCGGAGACCUCCAUAAGUUGAAAUCUCUUGAUAUAUCUGAUUGUUUAAACAUAAGUGAUUUGCCCGGAAGAGUGGGUGAGCUGCGUGCUUUGGAAACGAUCAACAUGAGAGGCUGCCAGGGAUUAUCAGACCUGCGUAAGCUGCCCUCGUCUGUUAAAGAUCUGAAGCUGUUAGAGAAGGUGAUAUGUGAUGCAGAUAUUAGUCAUCUAUGGAAAGCAUACCAAAGUAAUUUGAAAAAACUCAAAGUUGAAGUUGUGAAAGAAGAUGCAUUCAAAAGCCUUAUGAGAGUCAUCUCACCAAUUCAGCAAUUUUGAGAUGUUUUGUUGUUGAAAAUCAACAACAGUCACUGAAAAAAACUGUUGCACAACUAAGCAACUAUGUAUGAACCAAGAUUCAAUAUGAGUGCGAGUCUUAGAAGUUAUCAUGAAGUUAAUCAUACAGGACCAUUUAGAUUAUGUUUAACCACUCUUCCGGGCAAAUCAUGAAGUUACCAUUCCGCCACAUAAGUAAUCAUGGAGUUAAUCAUGUAAGAACCUUUAGAUUAGUUCCGGGUACCCAACUAUGUGAUGUUUAUUUUAUUUAUAAAUUUGAUAAAUAAUUAAA
Molecule: messenger RNA, 3090 nt
Organism: Daucus carota subsp. sativus
Lineage: Eukaryota; Viridiplantae; Streptophyta; Magnoliopsida; Apiales; Apiaceae
Product: probable disease resistance protein At5g66900
Exons: 5
Coding region: 852-2801 (649 amino acids)
Biological process (GO): defense response to fungus
Molecular function (GO): ADP binding
Source: RefSeq, a predicted model, not a curated record